AUGAUGGCCUAUUGGGCGGAUUUGAAAGAAGAGUACAUUGCAGUUGGCGAAAUUAACAUCACAUCGAUGUCUAUCACAAAACAUAAAAUAUUAUUUUCAAAUAAAUUAAGCGAUUUGAAAUCACUGUGUGUCGACCCGGUCAGUAGAUCUGUAUUUUGGCUGAAAUCAGGCGAAACUGUGCAGGUAGAAAGUGGUGGUCUUGACGGAAGCCGAAGGUUUGUGUUGUAUGAAGAACAAGCUGCUACAGCACGAGACCUGGAAAUUGACUCUACUACUCAACGUCUUCUUUGGUUUGAUGAAACACACAACAGAAUCACCAGCAUCGAUCUCCAGGGUGGCAACGUUCGCCGCUCCUCGGUUCCAGGUCUUGGCACCGAUCGGCUAAAAUUUUUAACCGCGUCUUCUGGAACAAUAUACUACUUCAGUGGAAUGUCUAUUAUUAGUACAGCAGAAAAGGCAGCAAAUUCAUCAAAAUUUCAUGCCCAUAUGACGCUCAGCUACCAGCCCUACUCUGUGAAGAUUUUUGGUGAAGAAGAACAGCCAACACCGGAAAUUAAGGGCAAUUACACAUGUGUGCCCGAAAAUUUCAGACAUCUCACGAACACCGGUGAAACCGGAUGCAACUUCCUUUGCCUAAGUUCCCCCGCCAUGCCUCGUUACACUUGCGUCUGCCCAAAUGGUAUUCCGUCAACUAAAGCCGUUGCGUCACCCGUAGUUAGCAAAAAGGAAGCGUUGGUAGUUUUAACUCACUCCCACACAUGUCCGAAGAAUCCGGAAAAGUUUCUUCUAGUUGCUCGCCCGCCGAAAAUCUUCAUGCUCUCCCUGAGUGACACCUACGUUGACAGUCAUCUCUGGCCAAUAGACUUUGACCCGAAGUCAAAUUGUGUAUACUGGGUCGACAAUGCGAUAUACCGCCUGAAACUCGGGGAAAAAAAUCCCACAACGUUGAUUGAACCUGCAAAUGGGGUGCUCCAGACGCUCGAUGGACUUGCUGUAGAUUGGAUAGUUGGCAACCUCUACUGGUCGACAGGCGGCAAUAGGCAGAUAUGGGUUUCUCGCCUUGAUGGAGCCUGGCCGCGCCUUUUACUCACACUUGAAGGUUUCGUGGACAACAACGCUGCCGAUCCAAUUCAAUCUGACAUUCUUUCGGAGCCGUCUGGCGAAGAGACAACCAAACGAAGGCCUACGGCUCUGGCCAUUGACCCAAUCAACCGAUACCUGUUUUUCAACGUCUGGUCGGGAACUCGCGGUCGGAUUGAACGUACCUGGCUUGAUGGCACCCAUAGAGAGGUAAUUGUUGACCAAAAUCACACUGUUUGGCCCAACGGGAUCGCGUUAGAUUUUGAAUCUCGCCACCUCUACUACGUAGAUGCCUAUUUGGGCGUCAUAAACCGAGUGGAUUAUAAUGGCGGUAAACCAAAACAAAUCCUCUCUGGCCACCUCCAGCACCCAUUCGGAUUUGAUUUGCUUGGCGAUAAUCUCUAUUGGAGUGACUGGCAGACCCUUUCAAUCCUGCAAAUUAACAAACACACCGGUGAGGAUUUGCGUAUUCUCAAAACCAUCGGAGUUGACGAGGCGCUAAUGGGUAUCCGAGCUGUAGAUUUGACGACCAAUAAUACUCGCCGUAAUGGUACGAAAGAUGAAGCGGACGAUCUCUACUACUGUGCCUGUCCCCCCGAGUACGCUCUCGACUCUGACGGGAAGACUUGCAUCGUGCCCGAUUUCAUGUUGCUCUAUUCUCUCAAUGGUGCUGGCAUUCGACGCAUGAGUUUGCCCAAGUCUCGUCCCCGGUCUUAUCACGCCCACGCACGCAUGUCGCCCGACUACCAGAGCCGAAGUAAUCCGCGUCCCUACGUCGAGGAGGCGGCGGCGAUCAGCACCGCUCCAGCCUCCCACAACGUUGAUUUGGCCGCAGCAGAAAUGGCUGCGAUGGCAUCGAAUCAAAUCUUCAACCACGUUCCCCUGCCUUUCCUCCGUCGAGUCAUCCGCUUCGAUGUACACAUCUCUGAAGAACGCAUCUACUGGGUGGAGGACUCUGCUCCUCAGUGCAUAUCAGUGGCUUUUUUAAAUGGGACUGGAAAGGAAACUCUACUUUGUUUGUUCCAUGACUCAAAUUUGGGGGGGACCAACCGAACUGGUCCGGGUGUAAACGGUGGCUCCGCAUCAUCCGAUAGUCAGCACCGCACUCAGGAUUCCAUAAUCGGAUUGGCUUUGGACUGGCUCACUAAUGCGCUCUACUUUUGCGUGGAUGGUGAGCGUCCGAGGCUGGAGGUGGUGGACCUCAAGUAUCGCAACUACGCACAACCCUCCGUGUCUGCGAGCUACUCACCAUCGUCACCUCGGACGCGAUCCCAAGCGGGUCUGCGAAGAGGAGGCAGUCUGCAUCACCAGCGAACGAAACGCAAUAUCGUCCCCUCCUGGUUUCUUCACCCGUCCAAGGGCACAGAUCUGCCUCCCGACGACUACGAUCUCCACGAAUAUGACUUGAAUUCAGUGACAGAUCGCUUGGCCAACAUUGUGGACAACUACCGCCUUGUGCUUUUGAACAACCUUUCAUCUCCGCGUGACAUUGUAGUGCAUCCGAGAAAACGCCUACUCUUUUGGCUAGAUGGAUCACACAACGCUCGCUUCAACAUUUUCUCAGCUGGACUCGACGGACGAAACCAUCGUUUGGUAUGGAAUGGCGUUGGCAUGGUCAUGAGCCUGGCCAUUGAUUAUGACACCGACAGACUCUACUGGAUGAAUUGGGUGACCAGGUGCAUCGAGUCCGUGUCUCUGAACGGGGAGGACUGGUUUGCUGUGAACCCAGUGCUCCCGUCGGAUCAGGCAGCCCGUUCCUCGUUGAGGAACUCGGGCAGCACUAAUGGUGACACCGCAGGCCCUCCCUCAGCUGCCUCAUCUACUGAUUUUCAUCCUUAUGCCAUCGACGCUUUUCAAGGAGCUGUCCUCUUUUCUGAGCUGACCACCCAAAGUGUCUACAGGGUGCAGAUUCCGAAAUCGCGAUCCGGCUUCACAAUUGGCAGUCAGCUGAAUCUACCAGCUGACAUUCUACUCCGCGGUCCGUCGUCGACGCCCUCCAGUGGAGCCAAUUUCCUCGUUCUUGGUUUAUUUCUGGCCGGUUUCGAUCGACAGGCGCCGGAGCCGGGCCACCAGUGUGCUCCACCCUCCUCUGCAUCAACCCUCCAGCCACAGGCGCCAAUGUGGGCCCAUCGUUACGGCUCGCACAAUCUACCCCAUCAACUACAACAACAGUCUGGGCCCAUCUGUCAAGCGUUGUGUCUGGGCGCACUACCACCGCACUCUGUGCUGGGCGGUCGUGGUGGCACGCACGCAUCUGUAUUCAGGGGACGGGGUGGUACCAGUGCCAAUCACCCGUCGUUGCUCGAUGACCGGUCACCUCGUUUUACCUGCGCCUGCCCCACGCAAUUCACCCUGGCCUCUGAUGGCUACAGCUGCCUCGAGCCCCAACGCAGCCUUCUAAUGGUCACAAGCGAUGGCUCGAUCACUCGUUACACUCCUGACGACCAGCCCGCCACGAACCUCCUCUCCCUGUCCCUCCUCUCCCUCCCCAUGUACGAUCAGCUUUCCACAGACUGGAUCAACUCGCCUCCCUGGCAUCCUGUUGGACAGUUUCCACUGUACGCGGAUGUAGGAGCACACGGCGGAAAUCCCGAUCGUCUGUCGGACCCCCUCGUUUUCGCACGGCGCUGGGCUGCCCACCACCGAGUGGCUGCCGUAGCGCUGGACGAACUGACCAACUCGGGCCUCUUCUUUCUGCUGCAACCCGUGAAACGCGAUCGAGCAUCUCCACUACCCUCACGCGGAAGGAGUUUUCGACAGGGCACAGACGGCGGCGGCGGCGGCGGCGGCGGCGGAGGCAGAGGCAGCAACAGAGAUCAGCCGCACGAUCCACUUGUUGGCAGUAACAACUUCGCUCCUGCGUUCAUGCGCCUGGGGUUCCUCGAGUUUGCAACAGGCGAAGUGGCACUGUGGGAAGGUGGCCCUUUGGUUGCGAUGCCUGAUCAGCCGUGGCAAUCGCAUAUCGGAAAGAGGGACGGUAACUUGAAUCGUAAAAGAAAUCUUCUGGCACCUGAUCGUCCUCGUUGGAGUCUUACAUUCGAUCCAAUCAAUCAGAUCGUCUUUUGGAGUGACGCCAUCACCGGUUUGAUCGGAGCAGAGAACAGCCGAUCCGGACGCACAGUCGGUCUAGUGGCUAAUCUCAGCGAGGUUUCUCGCACUAUCUUUGAAAUUGUCGUCGAGCCACGAUCGGGCCAGCUUUUCCAGCUAACUGGCAGCCUGGAAGAGCCAGGAGGUCGUCCAUCUGACUGUCGCAUUGAAGUCACCUAUCUGGAUGGUAGCGAUCGUCGUGUGCUGUACGAUGCUUCGACUCAUUCCAGUUGCCCGCAUUCCCUCGCUUAUUCCGCCAAGUUCGCUAAACUCUUUUGGGCUGAUCCAACGAAAAGGCUGAUCCAGUCACUCGCUGUAGCCAGUGGUGCUGGAAUCAGUACAUCAAAGCCUGAGACGGUCGUUGUUAGUGCUUCACCCCUCCCAAAAUCCCUCGCUGUUCUACCUGAGAGCACUCGCGGAGUUGCGUCAUCCGGAAAACCUCUCUGGCUGACUUGGUUUGAACCAAUCCACCACGGCGUCGCAUCUGGCAUUGACAACCAUCCUGUACGCCUUCUAUACGUUCCACUAGAUGCCCCCCACACAGGUGGUGUUCAGCCGUCACCCCAAAAGCCCCUUGUUCCGCCCUCGGGACUCCACUCUUACGUGCGGAACAGUGAAAGUGAAUUAUUUUUGCUUCCUGUGCGUGGUGGAGGGUUAGGAGACCUUUCUUGGCAUCCGUGUGCCGGGCCAUCUCACGGCGAAUGCUCGCAAUUUUGCUUGCCAAAGGUGACUGCAUCGUCACCAAGCCUGCCCCUAUAUCCGGGUCCGCUUACCCCUCAUCCGCCGCUGUCGUCGCCACAGCCACAGUCGCUCUGGCGGACUGUGCGUCGGUGUGCCUGUGCCCUCGGCUCACACUUGAUGGACCCGGGAGCACAGGGCGACGAGGGCAACGUGUGCAGCCAAAUACCCUACUGCCUCCCACCGAAUAUGCUGUGCCGGGCGGGCUUAACCACGGACGACAAGGGGGGACGCGGGGGUCCUGGAGGGAGCUAUUUCCUCAGUGGCGAGCCAUUCCCGCAACGAGGGUUUUGUAUUCCGGCUCACAAGGUCUGCGACGGAGUAGUUGACUGCAAGGACGGAAGUGAUGAGGUAAAUUGUCCGAAGACCUGUCCUGAAUAUGAGUGCAACAAUGGGCGCUGCCUUCCAUUUUCGUCGCGUUGCAAUGACGUCAUAGAGUGUGACUCAGACGAGUCGUGCUGUGGCAGGGACCAGUUUGAGUGUCGUCGCCCGCGGCAUUCCCUCUUCCUCUAUCAUCAGCACUCGCUAGUCCCUCCAAGUCGCUGUCUGCCUCAGGAGUUCGUCUGCAACGGGCGACCUGACUGCUCCGACGGCUGGGACGAGGCUUCAUGCAAUGCGACUAGCCACGAUUCGGGGAACGACGGCAUCACCAAGGCCUUGGUAACGGCGAAUGGAAGCACGGCGACAUUUGAAGCGAUCGUCUCAGACAAAAGAGCCAGGGGAUCUGGUGAAUUCCCCUCCGUCUAUGCUGUGGUCAUCGUUUCAGCGAUUAUCAUCGUCCUUCUACUCGUCAGCCUUGUUGCUUAUGUGUGCUCUAAAAAGUGGUCCAAAUCCUCAUACACCGUUCAUGCCGAGCAGCUCGAUGUUCUUCUAAUCCCCACGGGCAAGGGCGGAGGCGAAAGCGAUGUGGGAGGAUCGAAGUGUGCAGACCUCCAGCGCAAGGGCCGUGAUGAUUGCCACGGGCCACUGGUCGCACAUACAGCCACAAUCAAGACCACUGCAACAGUAACCGAACAUGUUUCAACGUCUGCUUCGCGUCGGCGACGUGGUGUUGAGGGUAGUCGGAAGGUCACUUCCAAAGUCUCUGUCCUACCUCAUCCGGCUACUGACCCUUCCAGUUGGUAUUGCCAUUCUUGCUCCUCUCGUGGGGGUCAGCCCCCAUCUGCUGCCUUUUCCAGAACCUCUUGCAAACGUUGUCGUAGACAUCACCACUACCACUCCAAAAACCAGAGGUCGACAGUUCACUCACGUUCGCCUUGCCGCUGCGGAGCCAGAGUGGGUGAUGGUAAGGGCCCUGAAAGUGGUUCCACCGUUUACUGGACCAGUGCACCCUCAAAGUGCCCACCCGCCCCUCCACCCUCGUUUCUGCCAUCCCCUCCACCUUCUCCCACCACCACUUGUCUCUUUGAAUCGGUCACCACGUCUCUUCCACCCGCCCCUCCCCCAUCAAAGCUGCAUGAGGAUUAUGACGAUGAUGAAGUUCGUGAGGGAGGCACAACGUCCGAGUUUAGCGAGUCCUCCAGUGUGACUGCUUCACCCACACCUUGUCAACACGUUCACGUCCGCCAGCGACGCAGGCUUCACUUGCGUCGGCACAAACUUCGACCGCAACGACAUGUGGUCUCCGUCUCCUCAACUGCCUCAACAGACAACAACCAUAACAGUCACCAUAAUCAUAGUAAUCGAAGGAAGAAAAGUUGCAGCCUGGGAAAGAGACGUCCCAGGAAGGUGAGCUUCCACUCGGAUCUGGAAGAAAUAGUUCAGCCGGCAUGUCUGCAUUGUCCGCAGUGUGGGUCGAGGCAACAGCAGCAUUCUCACAAGCGGGUGAUGCGGAGAAACACCUAUGCUGCUGUAGCAGCCACCGUCGAACACCAUACAGCAGUGGCCACAUUCAGUCGGGUCGAACCGUCCUCGGUUGUAGCCAACACGAUUGAAAGCAGUGCCUCAUCGUCAGCAGGUCAAAAAACAUAUUCAAACCUUUCAUCUGAGUACUACCCCCGAGAAACUGUAAACCCACCUCCCAGUCCGAUAACAGAAUCAACCUACGCCCCACUUCCACUUGCUGUCUUGAAACAACCGGGAUCCCUGUCUCAGGCUGGCAGUGUCUCGAACUCGUGUGGUUCCAGCGCGGUCGUUUGCAACGAGCAUUUAAGUUCGCUUUCUUUUGAAACCCUGGGUAACGACAAGGAAGUGGACCAACGAAUUAUCGCAACAGUUGGAAAUCUUGGGAGAUCUGGAGUCGCUUCUUCCAAAACACCGUUCAUUCGUCCACCCGGUGAAGUUGUCUUCAAUCUCCCUUCACAAAUGCAGUUUUCGCCCACAGCCGCAAGGUGCAUCGCAGCUUCCGCGUCUACAUCUUAUCGUCAUCGGCACCACCUUCACUACCAGAAUAACGAACUAAACGCUGCGAUGGCGGCUGCUACUGCGGGAGCGACCAAGACCACUACUACCAUCCAAAAUGUUCACGUGGUCAUAGUUACCUCAAACAAGGAACAGCGACAUCAAUGCUGUAAUAGUAGCUCCGAUUGUUCACUCUCGUCUUCUGAAGAAAGCGAAUGUAUGCAAGAAAUGGCUGGACCCGAGACGAUCCGUCAGCAAAGCAUGCUAUUGGUUCCUGAUGAGCCUAGAGAACAAGCGGAGGGGGCAGAAGCUGAGGACGCCAACCCGAUGGCUCGAGCUCCGUUUGCCCAGUUUUCUUCGUCUGGGAAGAACAGCUGA
Messenger RNA from Mesocestoides corti, 7623 nucleotides. The record is from the annotation of a GenBank genome assembly. NCBI's taxonomy places the organism in Eukaryota, Metazoa, Platyhelminthes, Cestoda, Cyclophyllidea, Mesocestoididae.